Molecule: messenger RNA, 4536 nt
Organism: Octopus sinensis (East Asian common octopus)
Lineage: Eukaryota; Metazoa; Mollusca; Cephalopoda; Octopoda; Octopodidae
Product: PDZ and LIM domain protein Zasp
Exons: 14
Coding region: 424-2382 (652 amino acids)
Biological process (GO): actin cytoskeleton organization; muscle structure development
Cellular component (GO): adherens junction; Z disc; stress fiber
Molecular function (GO): actin binding; muscle alpha-actinin binding
Source: RefSeq, a predicted model, not a curated record
AGAGAGAGAGAGAGAAACGAGCUAAAGGAGAGAGAGAGAGAGAAACAAGCUAAAGUCGAGAGAGAAGGAGAGAGAGAGAGAGAGAGAAACGAGCCAAAGGCGAGCACUUGCUUCAGAAUCAGAGAGUUUUCGUUCAGGGUGAAAAAAGAAAGUAAAGAAAAGAAGAAAAAUUACAUCAACGUGCGUGGAAGCGACCACGACGUCGGACGUUAAGUCGGCGGUGGCUCUUUUUCGUCGGUUAAGUUAGUUUGUAAGGUAAUUUAAAGGAUUUAGUUAGGGUUCAGGUGUAAGAAGAGAAAAAGUGAAGUAUUUGAAGUUAUUUCUUUUAUACAUAAUUUGUUUUGUUUUUGUGGGAAAAUUUAGUUGUAUUUUCUGUUAACUUCGUACAAGGAAAAAGGGAAAACUUUACCAUCAUCAUUCACCAUGUCGGUACUUACCUUGGAAGCUAAACUGGAGAGACUGGACCCUAAUACUCCUUGGGGAUUUCGCAUGCAAGGAGGCAAGGAUUUUCAUUCCGCUUUGAUGAUUCAAAAAGUUACAUCAGGAAGCUUGGCUGCCAAAUGUGGACUCCAAUCAGGAGAUAUUAUUUUGAAGAUUGGCAAGUUAGUUGCCGAGACUCUCAAACACAAAGAAGCACAAGAUGCCAUUCUUUCUUAUGGAAAUAAACUUGAUCUUUUAUUGCAAAGAAUCCGUGAUAAGAAGAAAAUCGUCUUAAACAGCCCAUGGAGUUCUUCACAAGGUGUCUUAGACAUCAACAAGUUGAAUAUAAAUUCGACUGCGGCGGCACCACCAAGUCCAAUACCGUCCCCUAUACCAAAACCUGCUUCACCUGUGCCAUCAAAACCUGUUACACCACCACCACCACCACCACCACCUCCACCUGCGCUGCCUGCUUCUUCUGGUUCUGGACCAUCAUCUAACUUCAAUGCUGUCGCCCGGCCAUUUCCAGCAGGUCAACACUCUGGAUUUUCUCAUGGAAGUGGGGAAACCUUUCCACCUCCACCAACAGUUUUUCAGCCCUCUCUUAACAAAUAUGCAGAAGCUGAGGAAGACCGCCCCACUUCUACACAGCAGUCAAGGUCUUUCAAAUUGUUACAAGGCUUGAUGGACAGUGGUCAAGAACCCCCUCCAGCCCUGAGACCCUUGAAUCCGAUGCAGUCACCCAACAGAUCUCGAAGUGUUUCUCCUUUACCCUCUCAACAAGCAAACAAAGGGAAUACAGUAAAAGCUGUAGGAAACUGGCAGUACAACUCACCUAUAGGGCUGUAUUCCAAAGAAAAUGUUGCCCACACUUUCAAGGAUCAAACAAAUAUUCUAAUCAGUUCAAAUAAUGGAGAUUCUAAAGAGAAUGGUGAUGUAAGGAAAUCUAGCUUGACAAAUGAUUCCUCUGUGUCUGUAGAUGCAGAGAAAUCUGGUGUUGAGUAUGAUGGUGAGGGUCGGAUUUUGUAUAAACCAUCAGAGACUUACAAACUGAUACAUGGAGAAAGUGAUCAAGCAGAUACAACAGCAGUGCCAUUAUAUUCUAAAACUUUCAAGCGUCUUCAAGAAAAACUAGAUGGGGCCCCAGUGGCAAGCUACACGCCGCCACCUGCAGCUCCUGCACCACCUCCACCACAAGUUCAACUUUUCUCUCUUCCCAAGCAAGCUGCUCAUACUCCAAGAGCACCACCACCUCCACCAGCUCCUGCGAUUGUACCAAAAGCACCACCACCACCACCAGUCCAUAGGCCUCAAGCUGUAACCAAGCCUAAGUUACCUUCUGGACCCCCUAAACCAACUGGACAAGGUGCUACGAAAGGCAAGAAAGGCGAUGCUGUCUAUAAAAACCCUGAUCAGAGUGGUAGGAUCCCUGUCUGUGCCGCUUGUGGAACUCCAAUUAGAGGACCAUUUGUAUUGGCCAUGGGAAAAAGUUGGUGUCCUGCUCACUUCGUUUGUGCUAACCCUAACUGUGGUGUUAAGCUCUUUGACAUUGGUUUCGUUGAAGAAGGUGGCUUCCUUUAUUGUGAGAAGGACUACGAGCUCUACUUUGCUCCUCACUGCCAUAAAUGUAACCAAGUAAUCAUUGGGGAAUGUGUGAAUGCUAUGAACACUACUUUCCAUCCCAAUUGUUUCUUGUGCGCUCAGUGUAGGAAGCCAAUUGGAGGCAGCAGCUUCCACAUAGAAGAUGGGGAGUUCUAUUGUGAUCCUCACUGGAAGGAAAUGUUCCAAGCCAUUUGCUUUGGGUGUAAAUAUCCUAUUGAUCCUGGAGAUAGAUGGGUUGAGGCAAUGGAUCAUAGCUACCAUUCUGACUGCUUUGUCUGUACAACUUGCCAAGUUAGCCUUGAAGGUCAACCCUUCUAUGCUAAAACUGGCAAACCAUACUGCAAAAAGCAUGCAAGAUAAACCAGAAAAUGGUUUAAGUUGAAAUAGAAAUUUUAAAGAAAUAAAAAGACAAAAAAAAUGAUGCUGCCUUCCCCCCCCCCACCCCUUUCACAGUAUCUUGAUUACAUCUGAGAACUUAAUUUAACUCUAACAAUUUAUACUUUUUAAAAGGUUUUUUUUAAUCAGUGAUUUUUAAAAAAAUAACUUUCCCUUAAACCCUUACUUUCAAGUGCUGUUCAUGACCCUCUGUAAAUCUUGUUUUCUUUGAAAACUCUCUUCCCUUUUAGUCAUGGUACAAGACCUGUCUCUUGACCAUAUAUAGAUCUGCAUUUUUCUAAAAUAUGAUCUUCUGGCAUGAAAUCAUCAAUGCUUUACUGCUGCCUUGAUCUUAGAGAAGAAAAAAAAAGAAAAAAAACUACAAAAAAUUAUAAACAAGUCAACUCCUCCUGUUUUGAUAUUUUUUUUCGUUGAGCAUAAGACAAUAUACAUUGGUGAGUUACCAUUUACAAACUGCUGCUACUUCUUUUUUUUUUCUUUUCUUUUAAUAAUAAUAAUUUCAGUUAUAUCAAAUGCAAAACCAAAUUAUUAUUAUUAUGAAUUAUUAAUUUCUGUUAUUGUUAUUUAAAUUUGUAUCUUUGCUUUAUUCUGUAGGAAUAAAAUAGUAUCUGCUGUAAAAUUUUUAUGGUGGAAACAAUUUUUAAACAAAAAUGGAAAAACUUAUUGCCUCUACUUUAGCUGGUUUAGUAAGUUAUGUGACAAUUUAUAUUUUUAGAGAAUGGAGAGAGAAAAAGAAAGAAACUUACUCUUGCUGAAGGUCAUUGUGUUACUUUUUUCUUUUUAAUUCAUUGAAGAUUCAAGGGAUUUGUUUAACUUCAGUUUAAUUUUACUUUAAUAAUACAAAUAGCCUCCAUUUAAGGAAAUAUUUAAUUAUUUCUUUCUAAUAAUCUUAUUUUGCGUUUUAUGAUUUUUUUUGUACAUUUUUUUUUUACAUGUGUUUUACUGGAAUUUUUGCAAAGCUAAAUUCUUUUCUUUGUGGAAAUGAUUAUCAAAACACUAUUGAUAAAACUAUUCCCAUAAGUGCCUAUAAAAUUAUUUCUAUAGCAACAUUUUAUCAAAAUUUUAUAUAAAAUAUUUUUUAAAUAUCAAUUUUACUGAUAACCUCUAUAUUUUAUAUAUAUAUUUAUAUAAAUGCUGAUUUGUAUAUAUUUCAGUUUAACUGUGCCUCUAAACUUAGGACUUGUAUGCUAUGAAAUAAUAUAUCCUGCUAACAUUGUAGCUAUAGACCUGAAGAAUUUGAAUGAUUAAUUCAAAUUUCAUGAAUGAAAAAAGAUAUCCACAGAUAGCAUUUUUUUUCUUUUGAUUAAAUUUACAACUUUUAUUGGUAUUGAAUACACUGAUACUUGUCCAAUCACUUCAGUCAAACAACAAUUAACCUGGUUUCUAGUACAUGGAUGGAGAACCUCUCAGAAAUCUAUAAUUUUUUGUUCAUCCUUUUACCAGGUGGUGCUAUUUAAUUAGCUGUGCCUUAAGUCACUGCUGACUGAAACUUUGUAUGAGGCUACAAUCAGUUAUAUUAAAAAUCUCAUAUAAAUUAGUGCACUUAUAAAAGGCUGUCAUUAAUUUAGAUCUUUAAACAACCGGUCCCAUUUUGUCCUUUCAACUUAAAUUUUUGUCUUGUCUGUUCGUUUUGUUUAACAACUUUUAAGUUUCCAUUUGUUUUUUUAAAAUCCAUUUGAAUAAAAUUUAAAAGAAAUACAAAUCCAUCAAUAAAACUUUUAUUUCUAUCACCAACAACGUUAUUAGUUUAAUAUUAUUAAGUCAUGAUGAAAAGAACCACGUUACAUAUGGUAAAGUCCUGGAAAACCAGGUGUGCAACGUCUUUACAAUUCUAAAGAACCCUUGUGCCCAAUCAGUCAACAACAUCCAUGGGCUAUAUUUAAGACCAUUAUUCAGUAGAAAGUAUAAAUACAACAACUGACUCCUCUCUCCUUCCAUGAAUGUAGAUACUCCGAGUGUACUGUUUCCUUUUUUUUUUUACUCCUCUCAACAGCUUAUUAUUUUAUCUUACUAUUACGUUACCUUAUUUUCUUUUAUAUUACAAUGACUCAGCAUUUAAAAUGGUGCCUUCUGGCCAUUAUUCUGGGUUUUUCCCCAAUAAACAAAAAUAAAACAUUU